This is a messenger RNA of Carassius carassius (crucian carp), 1001 nucleotides long. RefSeq names its product endoribonuclease LACTB2. The transcript is spliced from 7 exons. Bases 70 to 939 code for a protein of 289 amino acids. NCBI's taxonomy places the organism in Eukaryota, Metazoa, Chordata, Actinopteri, Cypriniformes, Cyprinidae. Gene Ontology annotation, cellular component: mitochondrial matrix. The record is from RefSeq and is a predicted model, not a curated record. Gene Ontology annotation, molecular function: RNA endonuclease activity; single-stranded RNA binding.
UUCUCUGUAGCAGGAGUCAUUUCAGAAGUCAUUUAAAGCUCGUGGCGUGUCUGUGUGGUCCUGGUGAAAAUGUCCGCGGUGAUUCCUCGUGUCGAGCAGCUGUCAUCGAGAGUGGUCCGUGUUUUGGGCUGUAACCCGGGGCCCAUGACACUGCAGGGCACCAACACAUACCUGGUCGGGACAGGCAGAAGGCGAGUGUUAAUUGAUGCAGGCGAGCGCGCGGUACCGGAGUAUAUUGUCAAUCUGCGCGAGGCUCUGAAGCAGCACGACACGUCCAUACAGCACAUUAUAGUCACACACUGGCAUCACGACCACACUGGAGGAGUGCAGGAUAUACUCUCAAACUUUCACACAGAUUCAGAGCUGAGGGUCAGUAAACUCCCUCGGUGUCCUCCACAGGAAGAAGUGAUUGGAGACCUGAAGAAGAAAUAUUCCUAUCUUAGUGAUGGUGAUGUGAUAAAGACCGAAGGGGCAACAUUACGGGUGCUGUUUACUCCCGGACACACAGAUGAUCACAUGGCAUUAUUGCUGGAGGAGGAGCAAGCUGUGUUUUCAGGUGACUGUAUUCUUGGAGAGGGAACGGCCGUGUUUGAGGACCUCCAUGAUUACAUGAAGUCACUGCAGAAGCUCCUAAGCUUGAAGGCUGACCUCAUAUAUCCAGGUCAUGGUCCAGUGGUCCAAGACGCAUAUUCUAAGAUCUGUGAGUAUAUAACUCAUCGUAACGCAAGAGAACAGCAGAUCCUAAACGUUCUGCAGGAGAACAGCGGAAAUGCAUUCACCUCCAGCGAACUGGUUAAAGUGGUGUACAAGGAGACCCCUGAACACCUGCACAGAGCAGCAGAGUUUAACUUGCUGCACCAUUUAAAGAAACUCCACAAGGAAGGAAAGAUCUGCCUGGCUGAAUGCUCAAAUGACAAGAAGUGGAAGAGCAAUCUGUGACACUUUUUACCCAGGACACUCAUCACUCACAGUAACUAAUAAAAGGUUCCCAGUUAGAUGGA